GGGUCCUGAAGGCUGGGAGGAGGCAGACUUGGGGACCAUGGAGACCCAGAGCGGCAGCCCCUCCUUGAAGCGGUGGUCACUGUUGCUACUGCUACUGGGCCUGGCCAUACCUCCAGCCACUGCCCAGGCCCUCACCUACAGGGAGGCCGUGCUCCGUGCUGUGGAUGGCUUCAACCAGCGGUCCUCAGAAGCUAGUCUCUACCGCCUCCUGGAGCUGGACCCACUGCCUGGGGGAGAUGACAACCCAAAUAUCCCAAAGCCUGUGAGCUUCACGGUGAAGGAGACUGUGUGCCCCAGGAGGACACCGCAGUUGGAGACAACACGGCGGCCAACAGAGCAGUGUGCCUUCAAGGAGAAAGGGCUGGUGAAACAGUGUGUGGGGACAGUCACUCUGGACCAGGAGGAUGGCUACUUUGACAUUACCUGUGAGAAGCUCCAGAAUGUCAUAUUGGGCCGGCUUCGUGAUCUCUUACGGAGAGGUGGGCGGAAGAUUGGCCAAGGGCUUGAGAGAAUUGGCCAGAGAAUCCAAGGGUUUUUUUCAAAUCGUGAGCCCAUGGAAGAAUCCUGAGGGUCUGCUUUGCCCUGGCUCAGGCUUCUGGACUCUGAAAAAUAAAUUUUUGUAAAAGCAA
Hipposideros armiger (great roundleaf bat) is the source of this 629-nucleotide messenger RNA. RefSeq names its product cathelicidin antimicrobial peptide (gene CAMP). The transcript is spliced from 4 exons. Gene Ontology annotation, biological process: defense response to Gram-positive bacterium; defense response to Gram-negative bacterium; antimicrobial humoral immune response mediated by antimicrobial peptide. The record is from RefSeq and is a predicted model, not a curated record. Bases 38 to 568 code for a protein of 176 amino acids. NCBI's taxonomy places the organism in Eukaryota, Metazoa, Chordata, Mammalia, Chiroptera, Hipposideridae. Gene Ontology annotation, cellular component: extracellular region. Gene Ontology annotation, molecular function: lipopolysaccharide binding.